GUCCUUUCUCCAGGAUUUCCAGACUUUUAUCCAAACUCUCUGAACUGUACGUGGACCAUUGAAGUCUCUCAUGGCAAGGGCGUGCAGAUGAAUUUCCACACCUUCCAUCUGGAAAGUUCCCACGACUAUUUGCUGAUCACGGAGGAUGGGAGUUUCUCGGAGCCAGUGGCCAGGCUCACUGGCUCGGUGUUGCCCCACACCAUCAAGGCUGGCUUGUUUGGAAACUUCACUGCGCAGCUCAGGUUCAUUUCUGACUUCUCCAUCUCCUAUGAAGGCUUCAACAUCACCUUUGCAGAAUAUGACCUGGAGCCCUGUGAUGACCCUGGAGUCCCUGCCUUCAGCCGCAGAAUUGGGUUCCAGUUUGGUGUGGGCGACACGCUGGCUUUCACCUGCUUCCAGGGAUACCGCUUAGAAGGUGCAACCAAGCUUACCUGCCUGGGUGGGGGACGCCGAGUGUGGAGUGCACCUCUGCCAAGGUGUGUGGCUGAAUGUGGAGCAAGUGUCAAAGGAAAUGAAGGAACAUUACUGUCUCCAAAUUUCCCAUCCAAUUACGAUAAUAACCAUGAGUGUAUCUAUAAAAUAGAAACGGAAGCCGGCAAGGGGAUCCAUCUCAGAGCCAGGAUCUUUCAGCUCUUCGAAGGAGACACUCUAAAGCCUCCUGACCGAGGACAAAGAGAUGGCACAGUUCCCCUGCCAGUGACUGGUCGUGGCUGCUCGGAUAUGUUCAAGAAUUGUCCUAAAUGUGUUCACCUGAAGCUGUGGACCUAUCAGCUCCCAUUUCUUUGUCUAAACCAAUAA
Messenger RNA from Myodes glareolus (Bank vole), 798 nucleotides. NCBI's taxonomy places the organism in Eukaryota, Metazoa, Chordata, Mammalia, Rodentia, Cricetidae. The record is from RefSeq and is a predicted model, not a curated record.